Messenger RNA from Coregonus sp. 'balchen', 8312 nucleotides. The record is from the annotation of a GenBank genome assembly. Lineage: Eukaryota; Metazoa; Chordata; Actinopteri; Salmoniformes; Salmonidae.
CACUAAUACUAUCCAUAAUUUGUCCAUAGAAGGCUAUAAUAAAUAGCCUGUUAUGCUGAUUAUUAUAAUAUUCUUUGUUGAAUGCGCAUGCGUAUUCCCUCACCACGAAUGAUUUUAAACAACGUGCUUCCGGUAGUGAUCAUUCAGUCCAAGAUGGCGGACCUCCUGGGCUCAAUCUUGAGUUCGAUGGAAAAACCUCCUACAGUCGGCGACAAGGAGAGCCGACGAAAGGCCCGAGGUAUAAUCAAUAUUAAUCUAUAGUUAUUUAUCCUCAAUUCGUUUGUAAUUAUUCGAUUGUAAAGAUAAGAGUUUUUCGUAAAUUUAGCUGGAUACAGGAUCCCUUCCGUGGAGUUCUCAACCUCCCGAUCAUCUGUACAGAAAAGUAACUAGUCACGAACGAUUUGCCCUUGUAGUGAAUUGCGUUCUUAUUUAAGAUGUCUCCGAUUGGUCAAAAUCAGUCCUUCUAGUGCUCUCAUUGGCCAAAUGAUCCAUCAUUCAAUGUUUAUGUUUGCGCACGCAAAGCAGCACCGCCUCUUUUACAGUCACUGGCACAAACUGGUUUAAUCAAUGUUGUUUCAACGUAAUUUGUCAACGUAUUGUGACGUGGAAUCUACGUGGAAAAUACAUUUGAUUUGAAAAACGUCAUAAACUUAAACUUGUUUGAGGGUGAAAUUUAAACCACAUGAUUAUGUCCUCAUGGUAACCAAAUUUCAACAUAGACAAACCUUGUAUAAAAUGUUGAAUUUGUACCUUUAAAAAAAGUCAGAUUUUCAACAUAUCUGCUAUCAGAAAAAUAGGCUGGGCAGCACCUCCUACUGGAUAAUUUAUCUAUCUACCCUUUGGGCUCCCUUCCAAAGUUUUAAGCAAGCCCAGCUAUAUUUGUCACUGACUAUUAUCCAUGUGCUAUUGUGAGAAUGAUUUAUUGAGAGAUCUCCACUUAAACUUCACUGUUGCUUUCGAAGUCAUUCCAAAGAGUAGGUUUAACAGAGCAAAUUCAAUAUGACAAUACUUUAUCAAUCACCAAUUAUGUUAUUUAGGCCUACAGUGCAUUCGGAAAGUAUUCAGACCCCUUGACUUUUUUCAAAUGUUACGUUACAGCCUUAUUCUAAAAUUGAUUAAAUAGGGUAUUUUCCCCUCAUCAAUCUACACACAAUACCCCAUAAUGAAAAAGCAAAAACUGGUUUAGAAACUUGAGCAAAUUUAUAAAAUAAAAAACAGAAAUAUCACAUUUACAUAAGUAUUCAAUUCAAAUCAGACCCUUUACUCAGUACUUUGUUGAAGCACCUUUGGCAGCGAUUACAGCCGUGAGUCUUCUUGGGUAUGACACUACAAGCUUGGCACACCUGUAUUUGGGGAGUUUCUCCCAUUCUUCUCUGCAGAUCCUCUCAAGCUCUGUCAAGUUGGAUGGGGAGCGUCGCUGCACAGCUAUUUUCAGGUCUCUCCAGAGAUGUUAGAUCGGGUUCAAGUCCGGGCUCUGGCUGGGCCACUCAAGGAGAUUCAGAGACUUGUCCCAAAGCCACUCCUGCAUUGUCUUGGCUGUGUGCUUAGGGUCGUUGUCCGGUUGGAAGGUGAACCUUCACCCCAGUCUGGAGCAGGUUUUCAUCAAGGAUCUCUCUGUACUUUGAUCCGUUCAUCUUUUCCUUGAUCCUGACUUGUCUCCCAGUCCCCUGAAAAACAUCCCCACAGCAUGAUGCUGCCACAAACAUGCUUCACCGUAGGGAUGGUGCCAGGUUUCAUCCAGACGUGACACUUGGCAUUCAGGCCAAAGAGUACAAUCUUGGUUUCAUCAGACCUCAUGUUCUGAGAGACUUUAGGUGCCUUUUGGCAAACUCCAAGCGGGCUGUCAUAUGCCUUUUACUGAACAGUGGCUUUCGUCUGGCCACUCUACCAUAAAGGCCUGAUUGGUGGAGUGCUGCAGAGAUGGUUGUCCUUCUGGAAGGUUAUCCCAUCUCCACAGAGGAACUCUGGAGCUCUGUCAGAGUGACCAUCAGGUUCUUGGUCACCUCCCUGACCAAGGCCCUUCUCCCCCGAUUGCUCAGUUUGGCCGGGCGGCCAGCUCUAGGAAGAGCCUUGGUGGUUCCAAACUACUUCCAUUUAAGAAUGAUGGAGGCCACUGUGUUCUUGGGGACCUUCAAUGCUGCAGUACUUUUUUGGUACUCUUCCCCAAAUCUGUGCCUCGACACUAUCCUGUCUCGGAGCUCUACAGACAAUUCCUUCGACCUCAUGGCUUGGUUUUUGCUCUGAUAUGCACUGUCAACUGUGGGACCUUAUAUAGACAGGUGUGUGCCUUUCCAAAUCAUGUCCAAUCAAUUGAAUUUACCACAGGUGGACUCCAAUCAAGUUGUAGAAACAUCUCAAGGAUGAUCAAUGGAAACAGGAUGCACCUGAGCUCAAGUUAGUCUCAGAGCAAAGGGUCUGAAUACUUACAGUGGGGAGAACAAGUAUUUGAUACACUGACGAUUUUGCAGGUUUUCCUACUUACAAAGCAUGUAGAGGUCUGUAAUUUUUAUCAUAGGUACACUUCAACUGUGAGAGACGGAAUCUAAAACAAAAAUCCAGAAAAUCACAUUGUAUGAUUUUUAAGUAAUUCAUUUGCAUUUUAUUGCAUGACAUAAGUAUUUGAUCACCUACCAACCAGUAAGAAUUCCGGCUCUCACAGACCUCUUAGUUUUUCUUUAAGAAGCCCUCCUGUUCUCCACUCAUUACCUGUAUUAACUGCACCUGUUUGAACUCGUUACCUGUAUAAAAGACACCUGUCCACACACUCAAUCAAACAGACUCCAACCUCUCCACAAUGGCCAAGACCAGAGAGCUGUGUAAGGACAUCAGGGAUAUAAUUGUAGACCUGCACAAGGCUGGGAUGGGCUACAGGACAAUAGGCAAGCAGCUUGGUGAGAAGGCAAUAACUGUUGGCGCAAUUAUUAGAAAAUGGAAGAAGUUCAAGAUGACGGUCAAUCACCCUCGGUCUGGGGCUCCAUGCAAGAUCUCACCUCGUGGGGCAUCAAUGAUCAUGAGGAAGGUGAGGGAUCAGCCCAGAACUACACGGCAGGACCUGGUCAAUGACCUGAAGAGAGCUGGGACCACAGUCUCAAAGAAAACCAUUAGUAACACACUACGCCGUCAUGGAUUAAAAUCCUGCAGCGCACGCAAGGUCCCCCUGCUCAAGCCAGCGCAUGUCCAGGCCCGUCUGAAGUUUGCCAAUGACCAUCUGGAUGAUCCAGAGGAGGAAUGGGAGAAGGUCAUGUGGUCUGAUGAGACAAAAAUAGAGCUUUUUGGUCUAAACUCCACUCGCCGUGUUUGGAGUAAGAAGAAGGAUGAGUACAACCCCAAGAACACCAUCCCAACCGUGAAGCAUGGAGGUGGAAACAUCAUUCUUUGGGGAUGCUUUUCUGCAAAGAGGACAGGACGACUGCACCGUAUUGAGGGGAGGAUGGAUGGGGCCAUGUAUCGCGAGAUCUUGGCCAACAACCUCCUUCCCUCAGUAAGAGCAUUGCAGAUGGGUCGUGGCUGGGUCUUCCAGCAUGACAAUGACCUGAAACACACAGCCAGGGCAACUAAGAAGUGGCUCCGUAAGAAGUAUCUCAAGGUCCUGGAGUGGCCUAGCCAGCCUCCAGACCUGAACCCAAUAGAAAAUCUUUGGAGGGAGCUGAAAGUCCGUAUUGCCCAGCGACAGCCCCGAGACCUGAAGGUAUGGAGGAGUGGGCCAAAAUCCCUGCUGCAGUGUGUGCAAACCUGGUCAAGACCUACAGGAAACGUAUGAUCUCUGUAAUUGCAAACAAAGGUUUCUGUACCAAAUAUUAAGUUCUGCUUUUUUGAUGUAUCAAAUACUUAUGUCAUGCAAUAAAAUGCAAAUGAAUUACUUAAAAAUCAUACAAUGUGAUUUUCUGGAUUUUUGUUUUAGAUUCCGUCUCUCACAGUUGAAGUGUACCUAUGAUAAAAAUUACAGACCUCUACAUGCUUUGUAAGUAGGAAAACCUGCAAAAUCGGCAGUGUAUCAAAUACUUGUUCUUCCCACUGUAUGUAAAUAAGGUAUUUCUGUUUUUAUUUGUAAAAAAUGUGCAAUAAUUUCUAAAAACCAGUUUUCGCUUUGUCAUUAUGGGGUAUUUUGUGUAGAUUGAGGAUAUUUUUUUAUUUAAUCCAUUUUAGAAUAAAGCUGUAAUGUGGAAAAAGUCAAGGAGUCUGAAUACUUUCUGAAUGCACUUUAUAUAGCAUUUGCAUGUCAUCGAGCAACUGUUAGAAUUCAACCCAGAAUUCAACAGAAAAUGGACAAUACAAUAGGCCUAGGGUUUCAACCUCGGGUUGAUUUAAAAUGUUAUGAUAUUUAUUGAUUUUGAAUUGUUUGGUGUCAACGCAACCAAAUAUCAACAUUUGAUGGAGAUGUCUUCUGCUUGGAUAGUUCAAUCUUACAAAUUGAUAUGUUGGAUUCAAGUCUCCAUCUCAACCAAAAAUCUAAGUUAAAGAAUAGGACUACAUCAAAUCAAACUUUAUUUAAAGUUUGAUUUGAUUUAGUCCUAUUCUAUAGCUUUUGUCUAUUACUUUUGUAAUACAGUAAAUAACCUAAAGUUAACACAAACUAAUAUAACAUUUAACCUUUAAAUGAAUAACACCCAUGGCCACAGUUUUGAGGUUACUGUUACUAUACAUUUCUUCUUAUGCAAUCAUAUAAAGUGUGCAUUUUCAAGAUAGCAUGCAUAGGUCAUCACAGGUCUGUGGAGAUCUUCACAUUGCUUUAAUAAUCUGCUCAGAAUCUCGAAUGACAUUUAUUACUUGUGCCAUGUACUUUUAAUGUAAUCUCAACUGCAAUCCAGGUCAUUUGGUUCUGCUAUUAGAUGAAGCACAGUGAUAACACAUUCAUCUGUUGUAUAAACAAACUAAAUAUCUGACAUUGUAUUCCUAUUUGAACAUUGCUGUGCUUUUAAAUGGUUGAAAGCGCAGUGAUAGACAUUUAGGUGACAACUAAACAAAAAACAGAUGUUGUUUUUCCAUUGGAAGAUGGUUGAAAGCAUAUUGAUAACACAUUGGAAAUUCAACUAACUUUGGCUGUCUUUUUGAGUGGCUGAAUAUAGGUUGUUAUCUUAUUGAACAACGUCUCAACCAAAUAUUAUCCAAUUAUCCACGUUGAAAUGACGUAGUGUGCCCAGUGGGUGCGUUAUUUGAUAAUAAUGAACAUCAGACUGAACAGUUCUUAUGCAAGUCACAUGUACUAAGGUUAUGUCAGUAGAACCUCGUCCGGAAAUGAUAUAUGAAUUACACGUAAGCAGCUAUAGCAUAGGAUCCUCUUGCUCUAUGGAUGCAUUUGCUCAGAUGACACUAAAUCCAGAGUUUACCAACAUAAUGAAAGUGAUGUCCAGGUAAUAAAAGUAUGGUAUAGGAAAUAUAUAAUAUAUAUAAUUAUAGGCUAUUCAGACAAUCAAUCGGUUAUAACAUCUACUCGUGGGAAUUAAUAGGCCUACAUUUUCAGUAUGAAAACAAUGUAAUAAUAUAACCUUGUUUUCUAUCCCUCAACAGAACAGGCGGCAAGAAUGAAGAAGAUGCAGGAGGAUGAGAAGAAAAAGAAAGCAGAGUUCAGGAAAAGGGUGAGAGGCUCUGUCUGAAGCUGGGUCAUUAUGUUCUGUCUGACUCCUUUGUGGGGUCAUUUUCUGCUCACCCAGUGGAAUGUCCAGUCAGUAACUUGGACAAGACAGCUCUAAAUCCCAAGAAACAAAUCCAAGAAUUGUUUCCAAUUCUUCAUUGACUGAUCUUUGGUGGGCAAAGAUCAAUCCAGUUUAUACCGCCUUCAUCUCUUUUUCAGAUGGAGAAAGAGGUGUCAGAAUUCAUUCAAGACACUAAGCAACAGAAGAGGAAGUACAGUCCCAUGGGAAAGAUUGAAAGGAGCAUAUUGUAAGUGAAACAUUAUAAAUAUAUAUUUUAAUCUAUAAAUAGAGAACAUAAUGUAAUAAAACUUUAACUUUAUUUUAUGAGAGGACUACAAACAUAAUAUGUAACAGUUGCGCAUCUCUUUUUACAUGUAAACUUUUACUGACAUCCUGGCUUGUUAAAGGCAUGAUGUUGCAGAAGUCGCUGGUCUGGCAUCGUUUUCUUUCGAAGAGGAUGAGGAGAGCAGAUACGUCAUGAUUUUUAAGAAGGUAAAGAAGACCUCUUUGGAUAUUCUUUAUGGCUGCAUUCACAAAUAUCACCAGAUUGGCAUGCCCUUCCCAUGAGUUGUACUAUGAUUUUAGUGCAUAGUGCUGGCAUUUUAUUAUGCGUUGUAUAUUUGUUAUUCUCCCUGAUGCAUAACUGAAAAUAUGUAUUCAAAAUGACUCUGGCAGGAGUUUGCUCCAUCAGACGACGAGCUGGAGGCUUACCGGAAAGGAGAGGAGUGGGACCCCCAGAAAGCUGAAUACCGUCGCAGACUUAAAGUAAGACUGGAGACACAAACAGUCACUCACACUCAUUGAGGAACAAAACUGAAGAGAAGCACAUAUUAUACUAUACAUGUCCGUAACUGUAUAUCAUUUGGCAGAAUACAUUAAUUUACACAGAGAAAAAUCCGAUUAAAGUAAUGCAGACUUGUUAUAACAUAGCAGUACUGAUGGUUCACACUUGAGUCUUGCUACACCUUAAUAGAUCUAAUCACUCUAGCUGUACUCAUUGACAUGUUGCAGGUAACCCUUUGUUCUCUAAUAUGCUGCAGUCUUGCCUUCACUCAGCACAAUAUCUCAAAUCAAAUGUAUUGGUCACAUACACAUGGUUAGCAGAUGUUAUUGCGAGUGUAGCGAAAUGCUUGUGCUUCUAGUUCCGACAGUGCAGCUAAAUCUAGCAAGUAAUAUUUAACAGUUCCACAACAAAUACCUAAUACACACAAAUCUAAGGAAUGGAAUAAGAAUAUAUAAAUAUAUGGAUGAGCAAUGUCAUUAUCAGAGUGGCAUAGGCUAAGAUGCAAUAGAUAGUAUAGAAUACAGUAUAUACAUAUGAGAUGGGUAAUGCAAGAUAUGUAAACAUUAUUAAGAUAGUAUAUACAUAUGAGAUGGGUAAUGCAAGAUAUGUAAACAUUAUUAAAGUGGCAUUAUUAAAGUGACUAAUGUUCCAUUUAAAGAGGCCAUUUAAAGAGGCCAAUGAUUUUCAAGUCUGUAUGUAGGCAGCAGCCUCUCUGUGCUAGUGAGUGUAGGUUGGGUUCAGAGCUGUUGCUCAAAGAAAGUGUUUGAUAAUUAAACCUGCCCACUGCUCUUCAGGAGCAGGCCGCGUUGGAAGAGGAGACCGCCAGUAAGACACAGAAGAGGGCAGCAUCUCCCAGCUCCAAUUACCGUGACAAGUACAGCCAUCUGAUCGGCACCUCUUCUGCUAAGGAUGCAGCACAUACGCUAGAGGCCAACCAGGCAUAUGGCAUGGGUGAGUGUGAAGAGGCUCAGUAUGUGAUUUCUCAUCCUCAGUGAAUCACAUCUCCUCAUGGUGUGUGCUGUGUUCUUUGCCUAACAAAAAUGUAUUUGUCUCUCCCCCCUCAGUACCUGUGGCCAACAAAAGGGACACCCGCUCCAUAGAGCAGGCCAUGAAUGAGAUCCGGGCCAAGAAACGUCAGAAGACAGGAGAUGAAGACACCGGGGCAGGGAGCACCUCCACCUCCUGAGAGGGCUUGUAUAUGUGUGUGAGUAAGUGACUGAGUGUAAAAGAGAGAAAACGUAUGAGGAGCGCAGAGGGAGUACCUCUAAACUGUUCUUGUACAGGCUUAACCUACAGUAGGCCUACUACAUUGAAAGAUCCUACAUCUUUCCCAGGACAUAUACAAUAGGUGAAACUUGUGGGUAUGUACGGAAGGUUCUUGAAUUAUGUAUCUCCUCUGUCCUUGACUCUGGUUGACUGUUUUUAUGUUCCAACCAAAUUGGUCUUGUGGAAGUCUGAUAAGAGCAUUUUCUCUAUUGGCUUUCUUUCUGUCUACCCCAAAGUCCUGUAAUUUCUCCCACACAAAUGAGUCCUUUUUCUCAGUGAAAGCGAAGAGGAGAGUAGCACCACCAUGAGGGGCAACAGUAAGUUGCCUGAGGGUUUAGCCUUUGUCUGUUUUCACUUUUACAAGGAAAAUUAUUCCUAUUGUGACAUCUAGUGGCAAUUAGGCGUUACAACAAUUUUUUUAUUAGAACGUUUUUGUGUGUUUUUAGCUACAUAAUGGGCUCUAUUCAAUCUGUAUCGCUGAAGCGUUACAGAUUGUGUGAUAGAAAUGUAAAGGUGAUUCCCGAUUGAGCUGACAUAUGCGGCGUUUACCAUGAAUGCAGUCUCCACUAAAUGUAAAACACGCUGUACCCACUUGGACACACACUGGUUGAAUCAAUGUUGUUUCCACG